Messenger RNA from Aureobasidium namibiae CBS 147.97, 1467 nucleotides. RefSeq lists its product as uncharacterized. The coding region runs from base 1 to 1467 and encodes 488 amino acids. The record is from RefSeq and is a predicted model, not a curated record. The transcript has 4 exons. Lineage: Eukaryota; Fungi; Ascomycota; Dothideomycetes; Dothideales; Saccotheciaceae.
AUGCCUAUCAAGCCCAGUAUGAAACGCGUCCCCAGUACCCCUAUCAAGAAGGACGAUGUGUGGAUCACUUCACCCUCAAAGCCACCUACUCGCGCCCCCAAGACUGUCAAGCGCGUUACCUUUGCAGAGCCCUUCAAACCAAUCAAGGACACUGUCAAGGAGAACAUGAAGAAGGCCAAGUACACCUUUCCACCCUCCAGACGCUCAGCUCUCGCAGAUCUCACCAACAGCCGCGUUGGCGUGGGUGGUGCAUCAGUAAAAGGUCUCGCAGAACGCGCUCGUGGUAGCGACAAGUACAAGUGUCUCCCGGACAAACAGAACGUUCUGGAUUUGCAGUUCAGGACUUUCUCUACUCCCACUGGCUUCACUGUCGAGGAUAUUGAAGCUCUAGGCAACUUUCCAGAUUAUGCUACCUUGGGUGGUGUUCCUUUGCCUGCAGCAUAUACCAAUUUCGACAUUGAGACCGCACUGCCGAGACCCUACCGACCAUUUCGCUGGGAGUACCAUCAGACAAUGUCAUAUAAAAAGCUCGAACCAGAUUGGUGGCUCGAACUCGACAAGACUUAUACCCAACGCAUCAAACAACGACAAGAUCUCUACGUCAAGCACGGCUCAGAUAUCCUACAAGCAUUGCCGGGAUCCGAGAUCGCAUGUAAAGAGCUCAUGGAAAUAUGCUUACAGUUCCUCUGCGCUCGCUACCCUUCUUACUUCUUCAUCGAUAAGCAGACUCUACACUUCCAUAAUGGCAUCUUGAACACCAAGACGAAUUUGAGGGAAGUAGAUCCGUUGGUGGUGUUGUUGAAUAAUGUGCCUGAGGACUUUGCUAUCGUGCUUAGGGAUCCUAAGACUGGGUAUUAUAGCUUUAGGGCCGGUGUGGUAUGCAGUUCUAUUGGAUGGACUGUGGGGAGUAAGAUCGGAAUGAACCUCAAGGAUAUUCACACCCCGGUACCGGACUAUAAAGAGAAAAUGGAGUUCUCGAUGGACAGAUUCUUUGCCAAAUUCCCCACCGACAAACCAAUCCAACGCGGCUCCUGGGGCCUGGAAAUCGACACUCCGCUCUUCAUGCCCCCUGGCUCCCCCACUCUCGCUCUGCAUACCUCUCAAUCUCCUGCUCUGUCAGUCUCCUCGAUCAAUCUCCGCGUGGAUUGGCAAACCCUACGCCGCCUCCCUCUCUCUGGCGCCAUAUGCUUCAACUUCAAAUGCGUAUUUACUCCCCUCUCGGAGUUUGAAGACGAAAAGGGAAUUCCAGGAUUGGUGAGGAAAGUGCUUAGUGACGGGAAGAAAUCGCUUUUGGAGUACAAGGGUACGUGGCAUGUUGAGCAUGUUGCUCUUCCUGAAUUAGAGAGGAUGGAGAAAGAACAGGAGAAACGGGGCUUGAUUGAAGAGGGAUGGGUGCCACGGACAUUGGACGAGUAUCCUUAUUUUGAGGGGUGGGAGGAGAAGUGGCAUAGGCAGCAGGGAUUCUGA